CUCUCCCCCCGCCCUGCUCCCAGCUGGGAGCGCCCGGGUCACCGGGCCAUGGCUCUGGAGAAGCGCCUGGGCGGCUGCGAUAGACCGGAGGAGACCCACGAACAUCUCCAGAUAGACCCGUGCUGAGUCACGACUGGGAGGCCCCACAGUUUCCCCCCCCCCGCCCGCGGGUCCCGGCGCACACCCCAUCGCUCCUCCCCGCUUCAAAAAGGAAGGAAAGGGCAAACCCCAGCCCUGCGUGAGGUGCGGGCGCAGCCGAGUUCCUCGAGCCGCCAGCCCUCUGAAAACCUCCCCCGACGGUGCUCUGCAGACGACGGACCAACUCAGCACAGCAGUGAGCAGCCAGCUGUCCCUCCCCAGGCUGCCGGGAUGGAGAGUCGGCAGCACAAAGCCGCCAAGGAGCCGGAGAUCGAGCUCUUCGUGAAGGCUGGUCUGGAUGGAGAAAACAUCGGAAACUGCCCCUUCUGCCAGCGCCUCUUCAUGGUGCUGUGGCUCAAAGGGGUCAAGUUCAAUGUCACCACAGUGGACAUGGCCAGGAAACCUGAAGAGCUGAAAGACUUAGCACCGGGCACCAACCCACCCUUCUUGCUGUUCAACAAGGAGCUGAAAACAGACUUCAUUAAGAUUGAGGAGUUCCUGGAGCAGACCCUGUGUCCACCCAUGUACCCACACCUGAGCCCCAAGUACAAGGAGUCCUUUGACGUGGGGAGCGACAUCUUUGCUAAGUUCUCAGCAUACAUCAAGAACCCACGCAAGGAAGCCAAUAUCAAUCUUGAGAAGGCCUUGCUGCGGGAGUUUCAGCGGCUGGAUGUCUAUCUGAACACCCCUCUCCCUGAGGAGAUUGACCAGGACAGUGUGGAGGACAUCACCAUCUCCCAGAGGAAAUUCCUGGAUGGAGACCACCUGACGCUGGCUGACUGCAACCUCCUGCCCAAACUGCACAUCAUCAAGAUCGCAGCCAAGAAGUACCGUGACUUCGAGAUCCCAGGGGACAUGACGGGUGUCUGGCGCUACCUCAACAACGCCUAUGCCUGCGAUGAGUUCAGCCACACGUGUCCUGCAGAUGAGGAGAUCGAGCACACCUAUGCCAGCGUGGCCAGGAAGAUGACCUAGCACCACUGUGGGACACGCUGGCGGCAUGGCCCCAGCCCAGAACCUCCACCUCCACAGCUCUGGCACCCCCAGACCCCGGCAAGGGAGGGGCUGGAGGGGGUUUAUGGCAGUGCUACUCCCCCGCCUUUCAGAAAUCAUGCCUUGCUUCACAGCCCCCUGCUCCUCCUCUGCAGGCUGGCAGCAGCCCCCCCUUGCCAUGGCAGCGCUGCUCCCGAGGGCUGUCCCUGCGUGGCUUCAUCCUCACUCCCAAAGCACCGAUCUCACAGCCUGGGAACAUGUGCCAUGGGAAAAGCCAAGUGCUUACCUCCUGCAGCAGUGGUGGAACCUGCCCACUCUCCUGGAGCUGCUCCACUGUCAGCCCCCAUGCUGAGGAAGGGGCAUCCCGGGGAGUCCCAGCACUUCACCAGGGCUGGAGCCUUUUGAAUUCACCUCGUCCCCCUUCUGCACAACCUGUCUGUGGGUAAAUCCCCUCCUCCACCGAGACAUCCGGGUUCCAUCUGAAGACCCCAAAAGGCUCUGCUCCUGAUAGUUAUUGUAGUGACAAAUUGUUCUCCCUGCUAUAGAGCUUUAGCAUGGCUAACUCCCCAUCAGACAUGGGGACAGGAAGAUGAUGGGGAUGAUGCCUGCUAUGAGAAUGCUGGGACCUGCUGUGGGAAGGGAAGGAGGAGUGCAGUGACUUGAGAGGGGCUGAGGAUGGGGGAGCUGAUGGUCAGGGCAUCCCUCUCUCCCUGCCUUGCAGGUCAUUGCAGGUGAUGCUGCCAUGUGCAGCUCCCCCAUGUCCACCACCCCCUCCCCGGUCCCCACCAGCACUUCAGGUUCCUGACUGGGAGAGGGAGGCAGGGGCCAGGACAUCUGUCUGAUUCCCAUUCACAGGCCAUUUGCAAAGCUCCGUGCCUGCAUGAGAUAUGUGGGCAGGGUUGUUGCUCUCUGGCUCAGUGUUGAGCCUUCCCAUCCAGUGCCACUGAUGCAGGAGGAGUCAAAGCCUCCUCUGCACAGCCAUGACGUCCCAUUGUCCCCCAUCCAAUACCACCAGCCAGUGCACAAGGAUUCAGCCAGCCCUCCCCAGUCAGGCCCAUGGGCAAAAAAUACUGUACAGUGAGCAUGGUGGGUUCUGUGGGGAGAGGGGCAGACCCCCCCUUCAGCCCUCACUGCCACUUCCCUCUUUGCACUAAAAGAUGUGUCCUUGCAAGCCUGCCUCUGAAAGCACC
This is a messenger RNA of Calypte anna (Anna's hummingbird), 2321 nucleotides long. RefSeq names its product chloride intracellular channel protein 2. Gene Ontology annotation, biological process: chloride transmembrane transport; negative regulation of ryanodine-sensitive calcium-release channel activity. The transcript is spliced from 6 exons. NCBI's taxonomy places the organism in Eukaryota, Metazoa, Chordata, Aves, Apodiformes, Trochilidae. The record is from RefSeq and is a predicted model, not a curated record. The coding region runs from base 370 to 1113 and encodes 247 amino acids. Gene Ontology annotation, molecular function: chloride channel activity.